UCCUACCAUGUUUCUGCAAAGAGAAGAAAAUAUAAGAAGAAAAUCGACUACGCGAUACUGACGCUUGGAUUGCUGGUAGGAUAUGACGAGCACGGAUGAAUGCCCGCGUGUGAUCGACGAGACGAUCAAGGGGUUGGGUGGCAUCGAUAUCAUUAUUUCGAAUAUGGGAUGGACACGAUUCUCAAACUUCGCAGAUCUGGAUGCCAUGGAUUACGAUGAGUGGGACAAGUGCUGGUCAGCCAACGUCAAAGUGCCUCACGCGCUCCUCAAAGCGGCGAAACCAACUUUGGAGGCCAAUGCCGAUGGAGGUGUAAUGAUCACUACGGGGUCUAUUGCGGCCUUGACUCAGGGUGGCUCCUCCAUGCCGUACUCGGUGACCAAAGCCGCACAGCUCCAGCUCGUCAAGUGUCUAGGGCAGACCCAGGGCCCCAAAAUCAGGGUCAAUACCGUACUUCCGGGUCUGCUGCUCACAGAAUGGGGUCUCAAAUACCCGGAAGACAAGAUCGCGGCUCUCAAGGACGCGGCCGUGUUGAAGCACGAAGUCUAUCUGGAUGAUUGCGCAGAUGCCUUUAUCAUGCUAGCCAAGAACACAAGCAUGACGGGUAUGCGAAUCCAGGUCGAUGCAGGUUUGAAUGUCCAAGCAGGCUAG
Molecule: messenger RNA, 649 nt
Organism: Periconia digitata
Lineage: Eukaryota; Fungi; Ascomycota; Dothideomycetes; Pleosporales; Periconiaceae
Source: the annotation of a GenBank genome assembly